This is a messenger RNA of Choloepus didactylus (southern two-toed sloth), 689 nucleotides long. RefSeq names its product lymphocyte antigen 6 family member D (gene LY6D). Gene Ontology annotation, biological process: lymphocyte differentiation. Bases 7 to 393 code for a protein of 128 amino acids. Lineage: Eukaryota; Metazoa; Chordata; Mammalia; Pilosa; Megalonychidae. The record is from RefSeq and is a predicted model, not a curated record. The transcript has 3 exons. Gene Ontology annotation, cellular component: cell surface.
CCCAAGAUGAAGACAAUCCUCCUGCUUUUUGCUGCCCUGGCCAUGGCCGCCAGGCCAGCCCGCGCUCUCCAGUGCCACGUGUGCAGCAGCAGCACCAACUGCCGCCAGCCACAGCCCUGCUCACUCGCCUCGCGCUUCUGCAAGACCGUGAUCAAGGUGGAGACCCUGUCGGGGAACCUGGUGCAGAAGGAGUGUGCAGAGUGGUGCACGCCCGGCAACACCGCCCAGGGCCAGGUCAGCAGCGGCAAGGCCACCGUCUCCUGCUGCCAGGAAGACCUGUGCAACUCCAGGCUGUCCAGCGCCGCGUCCACCCGCGGCCCGCUGGCCGGCACCACCCUCGGCCUGGCGCUGGCUCUCGGCCUCCUCACCCUCAUCUUGGACCCCAGCCCAUGACCGCCCCCCCAUACCUUGCCCGGGCUUUCCCGGGGAUUUCCACACUCCCCUCCCUUUGCCCUGGGGGUUUCCACAGUCGCUGUCCCCGUCCCUGAGGGGAAGUCAGACCCCCUGGGCUUGAGGCCAGGUCCUCUGGGCCCUCAGGGGGUACCACGGGGUGCGGUCCUGGAGCAGCCCCCUCGCCCAGGUGAGAGGACACAGCCUCCCGGGCAGUGUGGAGGGCAGGGGACACAGGUGGUUCGAGCCCUUUCCUUCCAUAUUCGUGCCAUUUGGUUUCCAUUUAUUUUUCUACUUGU